Molecule: messenger RNA, 2957 nt
Organism: Psammomys obesus (fat sand rat)
Lineage: Eukaryota; Metazoa; Chordata; Mammalia; Rodentia; Muridae
Gene: Sh2d5
Product: SH2 domain containing 5
Exons: 10
Coding region: 121-1398 (425 amino acids)
Cellular component (GO): postsynaptic density
Source: RefSeq, a predicted model, not a curated record
GGUGCGGAGGCUGCGGGGACCAGAGCUGUGAGACCCGCCAAGAGGCGCGGCGGCGGCGGUGGCGGCGGCGGCAUCGGCGCCUUCUCUCCGUGGAGCUUGAAGCUGGGCACGCUGGGGACCAUGCAGAGGGCUGGGGCCGGGGCCCGCAGGGCCUCCGACUGCGGGCCUGCACCCUACCGGCCCAGGUGCAUUGCCAAGUUUGCCCAGUACGUGGGAUCCUUUCCUGUGGACGACUUGGACACUCAGGAGAGCGUGAGCCUUGUCCAGCAGCAGCUGUGGGCACUGCAGGACUGUUCCCGACGCCGGGCUGUCAUCCUGAAAUUCAGUCUUCAGGGUCUCAAGAUCUACAGUGGGGAGGGUGAGGUGCUCCUGAUGGCCCAUGCCCUGAAGCGCAUCCUCUAUGCCACCUGGUGCCCUGCUGCCUGUCAGUUUGCUUUUGUUGCCCGGAACCCGCGCAGCCCAGCCAGCAAGCUCUUCUGCCACCUGUUUGUGGGGAGCCAGCCUGGAGAGGUCCAUAUCCUGCACCUGCUGCUCUGCCGCUCCUUCCAGCUUGCUUACCUCUCGCAGCACCCUGAGGAGAGGGCACAGCCUGAGCCUGUGGGGGACAUGUCCCCGAAGCCACUGUGUAGCCCUGGGGCACCCCCUGCCCUGGUGCGGGAGCCCUUCAGCCGGGACCAGCUGUCACAGAACGUCCAUGCCCUGGUCUCCUUCCGACGGCUUCCUGCCGAAGGGCUACUGGGCAGUGGUGGGAAGGAACUGCCAGAGCCAGAGGGCCGAGGGGGCACCCGUCACACCCGCCUGGGGAACCCCUACUGCUCGCCCACACUGGUCCGCAAGAAGGCCAUUCGCAGCAAGGUGAUCCGCUCUGGGGCCUACCGAGGCUGCACCUACGAGACCCAGCUGCAGCUCUCAGCCCGGGAGGCCUUUCCUGCUGCAUGGGAGGCAUGGUCCCGAGGCCCUGGUGGCCCCUCGUGCCUGGUGGAAAAUGAGGGUAGCCUGACAGAGAACAUCUGGGCCUUUGCUGGCCUCUCCAGGUCCUGUGCUCUAGCCCUUCUUCGGAGGGAUGUGCAUGGGGCCUUCCUGCUGUGGCCGGAGCCAGGUGCCAGUGGCCAGUGGAACCUGUCUGUGCGGACUCAGUGUGGCGUGGUGCCUCAUCAGGUCUUCAGGAACCACCUGGGCCGGUACUGCCUAGAGCACAUACCAGCAGAAUUCCCCAGCCUGGAGGCCCUGGUGGAGAGCCACGCAGGGAUGGAGCGCAGUCUCUUCUGCCCACUCAGCAUGGGCCGUCUCAACCCCACCUACGAAGAACAGGACUGUGGCCCUGAGGGCAGGCUUCCACGGACUCUGCGGCCCCUCAGCCAUGCCAAGUCCGAGGCAGAACUGCAAGGCCUAGGCUAGGACGCAAGCCCUCAGUCCCCUGUGGGCCCAGCCUUGCCUUGGCCCCUGAUCUGCAGCAGUCACUCUGCCCUUCUUGCACCCCAUUCCCUGGCCGCCAGCUUCAAACAGGUCAUUCUGCCCCUCAAUCGGUCUUCCAUCACUUCACUGUCCAUGGGAGAGGAGCCUGAGGUUGGAGUUGGAGAUACCAGGAUCUCUCCCAGGACCUGGGGGCAGCUGAGACACCAGCAUCAGCAGGUAUAGCCAGGGAUCUGGUAAUGCUCGGUGACUUUGGGUAUUGACCAUUGCCAGGUUUCCACUGUCCUUGUGCAGAGGCUUUCCCAACAGUUUGUGGAUGUGGGUGCAGCCCUUGCUGGGGGAGACUAAGCCUCUGCUGCAUGGGACCCCAGAAGCUCCCCAUAGCAGCCAGAUGCUUAGAGAGUUGCAGAGUUGACACUCUGAGUUCAUUUCCUGGAGUCAUUCUGACUGGGGCCAGCAAUGAACAAAUCGCAGUCUUUUGGAAGCCACCUCAUGCUGGUGUUUCCUGAGCACUAAUGUAAGCCCCACAGAGGGUGUGGCCUUAGCAACAGGAGGUCCAGGGACACAUUCUAGAGGAAGUGGCCCAAGCAGCAAAUGACAAAUCCAAGUGUUCCUUACAUCAACUCUGUAGAAUAUAUAAGUCUACCCAAAAGAACAGACUUCUUAGUCAGGUGGUGGCGGCGCAUUCCUUUAAUCUCAGCACUCAGAAAGAAGAGGCAGACAAAUCUCUAUGAGUUUGAGUGCAGCCCGGUCUAUAGAGCAAGAUCCAGGACAGCCAGGGCUUCAGAGAGAAACCCUUUAAAAAAUAUAUUUCUUUGGAAGCAGAGGUGUAGGCAUCAGUGAGAAGAUGUCUUGUUUGGUGCCUUGGAUGCCACAGGUUUCAGUGGAAGCCUCAGGUUCUGGGUUUUGGAUCCCUUGUGACAGGGGCAGCUUCUGCAGAACAGAGAGGAGACAAACCUGAGAAAAUAAAAUGGCAGGCCAGGCCUGGUACUUUCAGCCGGAGUACAUCACCCAAAUCCCCCAAACUAGGAUGAGCCCAUAGCUCAGGACCCUGCCAUUUCUUCCAAGUCUUGUGAGGGGUGGAGAGAAAGCUGUCUGUGAGGCCCUUUCACAGGAGACACCACCACCUCGACUGUGGGUGGUGUCCCUUCCAUGGUCAUGCCUACCAGCAUGUCCACUCAGUGAGUAGGGCCUGGGCCCCACGGGAGAAGAAGAAUUAGCAUAUCCUGUGCCUAACCCCAGAGAGUUACACCUAAGGAAACCUGGUAACUGGCCCAGACUUUAGGCCAGGGCUCACCUACAAGAGGCUGUGUUCACAGUAUGAAUUGCCAAUGUGUACAAUACCAGGGGAUAUUCAACCUGUCCAUGGGUCCAGCCUUCCCCACGCCCUUUAACAUUUCUUCCAAAGCAUUUAUUGAUCGCAUGAUACAAACGGAACAGCCUGGAACCCACGUGUUCAGACUAUCAGAUCACAGUUCUGUCUUUGUAAACCAUCACCACAGCUCUCCUGUGUGGACUUUGAGACAAAUAAAACACGUUUCUUU